CCUGAUAAGGACUCUUCAUCUAGAACAGGAGAGGCAGUUGCUGAACGCUGGCGUCCUUUUUUGACGUUUGGUUCAAUGGAUGGCGGAGAAUUGCAGAGCCUUUUGGUUUGCUUAUUGCGAUCAACCCUAGCAGGGGAUGUGCUUGCUCUUUUGGUUUUGGAGCGACCACCUCUGUGGCCUCCCAUGGCUGGUGAAACUAGAUAGCGAAAAUUUCCGAGAAACGUCCGAGAACAAAACCUUGGGCAACCAGUUAAAUUAAAAUUAUAAAAAAAAAAAAAAAAAAUAGCAAAACCAUCUCUAACUACAGCUACUAGCAAAGGCAAUAGCCUGGAAUAGUAUAUAGGCGAAAGCCGUGCUACCAAGUAAGUAAGUCCGGUGUGUAUUCAGACCACACAAGUACACAGUUUAAAUUGACAACAAUUAGCAUUCAUUAGAAAUGGCACCAGGAGGAAAAUCCGCAGGAAAGGCGAUGAAGAAAUCGUCUGGCAAGGCUCAAAAGAACAUAACUAAGUCUGACAAGAAGCGCAAGCCAAAGAGGAAAGAAUCGUACGCCAUCUACAUCUACAAAGUACUGAAACAAGUACAUCCGGACACCGGCGUGUCCUCGAAGGCUAUGAGCAUCAUGAACAGUUUCGUCAACGAUUUAUUCGACCGUAUCGCCGCCGAGUCCAGUCGGCUGGCCCACUACAACAAGCGAUCGACCAUCACCAGUCGGGAGAUCCAAACCGCCGUUCGACUUUUGUUGCCCGGUGAAUUGGCCAAGCACGCUGUCAGUGAAGGUACAAAAGCCGUGACCAAAUACACCAGUUCCAAAUAAUUUAACUUAUCUUAUAAG
This is a messenger RNA of Rhopalosiphum padi (bird cherry-oat aphid), 835 nucleotides long. RefSeq names its product histone H2B. The transcript has a single exon. Gene Ontology annotation, molecular function: protein heterodimerization activity; structural constituent of chromatin; DNA binding. The record is from RefSeq and is a predicted model, not a curated record. Bases 437 to 817 code for a protein of 126 amino acids. NCBI's taxonomy places the organism in Eukaryota, Metazoa, Arthropoda, Insecta, Hemiptera, Aphididae. Gene Ontology annotation, cellular component: nucleosome.